AAAGUUGAUAUAUGUUUAUAGAGCGUAUGAGAGUUUUGGGUUCUCAUAUGAUUGGUUGGCACUUUGGUGACGGCGUUCUGUGACAUUCCCCGACAAGCUCAUAGAACUAGGUUGUUUUCAAGGUUCCCCAACAUGCAGCAGCUAGACCUCUCCAAUUUCUCAAAAGAUCGUCUGGAGACUCUCCAUCGUAUUCUGGAAGAUAUGCACCAAGCAAGGGCCCUGCAUGGUGAUCCGAUGCCGAGGAAUGUGGUGUGAUGGUCGCUGCAGAUAGGGUGCUUUGGAUCGAUUUCGACUCUACACAGAUGUUUCCGGGCGACCGGGAUAUUCCUCUCUCACCAAAGCAGGAGAUGUGGUUUAGAAAUGAGGAUGAAUUGAUGGACGGAUCUGUUGGGGAUUCGCUCAAGGAUUAUGCAGAGGGAAGGCUGAACUGUGCAUGGUCAUAUUAUUAUGAGUACAUGUUGUACAACUAUCGAGAAAUCAAUCGGAAACCAAGGCUAUUGCUAACUAACGGAGAUAAUGCGGGAUUUGUGGCUACAAUCCCGGCUAAAGCGAAUACGGCUUCAGAGACUGCGGCUAAGCGAGCUCUACCGCAACCGGGGAAGACAAGCAGUGCCAAGGAGAGAAUAAGAGAAGUAAUCACGACGAGCAUGUGCCAUGGGUGUAUUAUACGAGCUACUAUAUCCCAAAGUGGCAAUGCGCGGGGAAAUCCUUUCAACUUGGCACCUUGGCACCUUGGCACCUUGGCGGGUCUGGGCAGCCUUGGCAGUUCGGAUAGAUGACGAAUCCGGGGAGCGGAGAGAGAUGAGGAGAGACCAGGAGAGAUGAGGACCCCACAGAAUUAGUCCCUCUUUUUCCUAUUCCGGAUCCCCCCAUCCGAGCCCCAUGACAUCGAAGGCUUUUCCCAUCAAGUGUCUGACCAGUAUAACCCUGGUCUAACCAAUCAUCAUCAUCUCCUAUGCGGCGCGGCACAGACCCUAGGCUUUACUUUUGCCGACACCGGCUCUUUCCGACAGGAUUUGGAAACAUUCACAAAUACGGGGUAUGCUAUUAUGUACGGAGUACUUGUACGUAUAAUCAGGCUGCAAAGGAA
Molecule: messenger RNA, 1090 nt
Organism: Aspergillus glaucus CBS 516.65
Lineage: Eukaryota; Fungi; Ascomycota; Eurotiomycetes; Eurotiales; Aspergillaceae
Exons: 2
Source: RefSeq, a predicted model, not a curated record